AUGGCAGCUCUUGCAUCGUUACCGGAUGUAAAUACCGAUGCCUUUUCUGGCAUAUGUGGAACCAUUUCCAUUGUGACGUGGGUUGUGGUAUUCAACCCACAGGUUUACAAAAAUUUCCGUCGAGGUUCAUACCAUGGUCUAUCACUUCACUUCCUCGUGGUAUGGCUACUAGGCGACAUUUUUAAUGUCGUUGGUGCUGUACUCCAAGGCGUCCGGCCGACCAUGAUCAUCCUUGCCAUAUAUUUUACUGUGGCCGACGUAGUAUUGUUGGCUCAAUGCUUCUUCUACAGAGGCUUUACAUGGAAGGAUGAUAGUGCGCCACCACCCACGCUGAGGCCAAGCGAAACAGAAAAUCCGAACGAAAGGACAACACUACUCGAUGGGCACAUGAUAACUAACGAGAGAGAGCCUGCAAAUCCCACUACACAUACCUACUUAUGCAUGUAUGUAAGAAACAUGGCGAUGUCUGUGGAGGGACUGUCUGUGUUGUUUUUCCUUUUCGCUUGCUUGGGGAAUUCUACAUACUAUGUCUUAUCGAUUCUCGCGUUUGACUCGACUAGCGCUGUUUCAAAUAGCUGCCUUGAGUCCUGCGAAGCGCGAGAAAUCUAUGGUAGCCAUAUACUGGUAAACCUUCCCUGGUUGGUUGAUGGUCUAGGCACAAUGCUUCUUGAUGGGGCGAUUUUCGCCCAAUUCCUGCUUUACGGCGAAGUCAAGCCUGCUAUGGAUGAGGUAUAG
Messenger RNA from Bipolaris zeicola 26-R-13, 735 nucleotides. RefSeq lists its product as uncharacterized. The coding region runs from base 1 to 735 and encodes 244 amino acids. The transcript is spliced from 4 exons. Gene Ontology annotation, biological process: basic amino acid transmembrane export from vacuole. Gene Ontology annotation, cellular component: fungal-type vacuole membrane. The record is from RefSeq and is a predicted model, not a curated record. NCBI's taxonomy places the organism in Eukaryota, Fungi, Ascomycota, Dothideomycetes, Pleosporales, Pleosporaceae.